Dipodomys spectabilis (banner-tailed kangaroo rat) is the source of this 5337-nucleotide messenger RNA. It is a transcript of the gene Arvcf, whose product is annotated as ARVCF delta catenin family member. Lineage: Eukaryota; Metazoa; Chordata; Mammalia; Rodentia; Heteromyidae. The transcript has 20 exons. Gene Ontology annotation, biological process: cell-cell junction assembly; cell-cell adhesion. Gene Ontology annotation, molecular function: cadherin binding. Bases 198 to 3104 code for a protein of 968 amino acids. The record is from RefSeq and is a predicted model, not a curated record. Gene Ontology annotation, cellular component: plasma membrane; nucleus; adherens junction.
GCCCCGGUGACCCAGACCUGCACCGCGCCCAGCCUGGGGGACGUCGCUCCCCGCGGGGGAGGGACCUGCGGACGCCCGUUUGGGGGCGGAGGCCGCUCUGCGGAGCCGCCCACGCAGCGCUCCAGGAGCCAGAGACCACAGAAUGAGCAUUAGGACAUGCUGAUCUGCUCUUAAGACAGCUGGCUGGUACCCUGGUCAUGGAGGACUGCAAUGUGCAUUCAGCUGCCAGCAUCUUGGCCUCCGUGAAGGAACAGGAGGCCCGCUUCGAGCGGCUGACAAGGGCCUUGGAGCAGGAGAGGCGCCAUGUUGCCCUGCAACUGGAGCGAGCCCAGCAGCAGCCUGGUAUGGGAGGUGGAGGCGUGGUGAGCAGUGGGCAGCCCCUGCCGAUGGCCUGGCAACAGCUGGUUCUACAGGAACAGAGUCCGGGCAGCCAGGCAUCACUGGCCACAAUGCCAGAGGCACCUGAAGUGCUAGAGGAGACAGUGACAGUAGAAGAGGACCCUGGCACACCUACUUCCCAUGUGUCCAUUGUUACAUCUGAAGACGGCACAACUCGGCGCACUGAGACCAAGGUCACCAAGACAGUCAAGACAGUGACCACGAGGACAGUACGCCAGGUGCCUUUGGGCCCAGAUGGACUCCCCUUGCUGGAUGGCGGCCCUCCACUUGGCCCCUUUGCUGAUGGCCCCUUGGACCGGCAUUUCCUGCUACGUGGCGGUGGUCCAGCAGCCACACUUUCCCGAGCUUACCUCAGCAGUGGGAGUGGCUUUGCUGAUGGCCUAGAGCCCCGUGAUGGUCCCAACUAUGGCAGCCUGUCCAGAGGGCUAGGGGUGCGGUCCCCCCGCACUGGACCCCUUGGCCCAGGAUCUGGUGAUGGCUGUUUCACACUGCCUGGUCGCCGGGAAGCCUUCCCUGUGGGUACUGAGCCUGGUCCUCCAAGUGGCCGCUCCCUCCCCGAGCGUUUCCAGGCAGAGCCCUAUGGCCUGGAGGAUGACACACGAAGUCUGGCUGCUGAUGAUGAGGGGGGCCCUGAUCUGGAGCCUGACUAUGGUACAGCCGCACGAAGAAGACCUGAGUGUGGACGGAGCCUUCGUGCCAGGGCUUAUGAGGAUGUGGCUGAUGAUGCAGGUGAGCUGACAGAUGAGCGGCCCCCAUUCCCAGCAGCAACAGCACCAUUGGCCCAGCCUGAGCGAGGCAGCUUGGGCAGCCUGGACCGAGUGGUACGACGCUCACCUUCAGUGGACAGUGCCCGCAAGGAGCCACGCUGGCGGGAUCCUGAGUUGCCUGAGGUGUUGGCCAUGCUGCGACACCCUGUGGACCCAGUGAAGGCCAAUGCGGCUGCCUACCUGCAGCACUUAUGCUUUGAGAAUGAGAGCAUUAAGCGGCGUGUUCGGCAGCUGCGUGGGCUGCCACUGCUUGUGGCACUGUUGGACCACCCUCGGGCUGAGGUGCGGCGCCGAGCCUGUGGGGCACUGCGCAACCUCUCCUAUGGCCGAGACACAGAUAACAAGGCUGCCAUCCGGGACUGCGGAGGUGUGCCUGCCCUGGUACGCCUGCUGCGGGCUGCCCGUGACAAUGAGGUUCGGGAGCUGGUCACUGGCACACUCUGGAACCUGUCAUCCUAUGAGCCCCUGAAGAUGGUCAUCAUUGACCAUGGCCUGCAGACACUGACCCAUGAGGUCAUAGUGCCCCACUCGGGCUGGGAGCGUGAGCCCAAUGAAGACUCCAAGCCACGGGAUGCUGAAUGGACGACUGUCUUCAAGAACACAUCUGGCUGCUUGAGGAACGUGAGUUCAGAUGGUGCCGAGGCCCGCCGGCGACUCCGGGAGUGUGAAGGGCUGGUGGAUGCGCUCCUGCAUGCCCUGCAGUCGGCAGUGGGCAGGAAGGACACGGACAAUAAGUCAGUGGAGAACUGCGUGUGCAUCAUGCGGAACCUGUCCUACCACGUGCAUAAGGAGGUGCCUGGGGCUGACAGGUACCAAGAGGCUGAGCCCGGGCCCCCAGGCAGUGCCACAGGCUCCCAGCGCCGGAGGAGAGAUGAUGCAAGCUGCUUUGGUGGAAAGAAGGCCAAAGAGGAGUGGUUCCAUCAAGGGAAGAAGGAUGGUGAGGUGGACCAGAACUUUGACACGCUGGACCUGCCCAAGCGAACCGAGGCUGCUAAAGGCUUUGAGCUGCUGUAUCAACCUGAAGUGGUACGUCUCUAUCUCUCCCUCCUCACCGAGAGCCGGAACUUCAACACUCUGGAGGCUGCAGCAGGUGCCCUGCAAAACCUCAGUGCAGGCAACUGGAUGUGGGCCACAUACAUCCGUGCCACUGUGCGUAAGGAGCGCGGGUUGCCGGUACUGGUAGAACUGCUGCAAUCGGAGACUGAUAAGGUGGUGCGGGCAGUUGCCAUCGCCUUGCGAAACCUAUCUCUGGACCGCCGCAACAAAGACCUUAUUGGGAACUAUGCCAUGGCAGAGCUGGUGCGGAAUGUUCGCAAUGCACAGGCACCUGUCCGCCCUGGGGCUCGCUUGGAGGAGGACACGGUGGUGGCUGUGCUCAACACCAUCCAUGAGAUCGUGUCUGAUAGCCUGGACAAUGCACGCUCACUCCUGCAGGCCCGUGGUGUGCCAGCGCUGGUGGCGCUCGUCGCCUCCAGCCAGUCUGUGCGUGAGGCAAAGGCAGCAUCCCACGUGCUUCAAACCGUGUGGAGCUACAAGGAGUUGCGAGGAGCCUUGCAGAGGGACGGCUGGACGAAGGCGCGCUUCCAGUCAGCUGCUGCCACUGCCAAGAGUCCCAAGGGAACGUUGAGCCCUGGGGGCUUCGAUGACAGCACACUGCCACUGGUAGACAAGAGCCUGGAUGGUGAGAAGCCAGGCAGCCGAGAUGUGAUCCCCAUGGACACACUUGGCCCAGAUGGAUACUCCACUGGAUAUUCUACUGUGGACCGGAGGGAACGGAAGGCCCUGGGCAGUGACUCUGCAGGUGAAGCCUCUGAAAAGGAACCUUUGAAGCCUGAUCCUGGCAGGAAGGCCCUUCCUCCUGGGCCCAGCAGGCCCUCAGUCAGGCUGGUGGACGCCGUAGGGGAUGCUAAGCCUCAGCCCGUUGACUCCUGGGUCUAGCUUGCAUGCCGGGGCUCCAGCCUAGCCAUUUCUUAGAGAUUGGAUCACCUGGAGAAAGGCCCAUUCUGAAGUCUGCUGUGGAGCCUCCUGGUGGCAGUUGCUGGCCAAGCUUCUUGCCAGGACCUGACUUGCUGGCACCCCUUCUGUCUUGCCCUGACGGUUGCUCCCUCUGAUCUCCUGAUCAAAUUCCCUAGGCCUGAGUUAGCUGUUUACUGACAUGGUGCUGUGUGUGAGUGUGAAAGAAAAGGCCAGGAUGGGGCCCAGGAAGGUAGCAAGGGAGGGCACCUGGCUUUGCUCUGGUGGAAUAAAGACUGUGUUCCAGAGAAACAGGUCUGGGGAGUGGGGGUCCUGGGGACAGGCAGCUGGGAAGGGAGGAAGGGUCUCAGGAAAGGAAGUUGGACUCCAAAGGGUGGAGGGACUUCCUUUUGUUCGAGGCUGCAAAGUGGGGAUCCUGCACUGGAUGUCCGGAACCCUCAUGCAAUGAGAUCCUUCCUCAAGUUGCCUCUGGCAGGGGGGGGUCACUGUGAUGGCUGCACCUGCAUCUGCCCAGAACCUCACUGUAAUCUCCGGACUGACCCCCAGCAGCACAGGGAACUGCUGUCCAGUGCCUGCUGUUCAGAGAACCACUGACAAAAAAAAAAAAAAGCAUUAAAAAUGAAACCAAAAUAAGACUAUUGGUAGACAUCUAAAUUUUUUAAAGAAACUUUAAAAAUUAAAAAAAAGCAACAAAGAAAUUUGUCUUCCAUGGCGCAGACUCUGUGUCUCAUUGGCUGGCUGGCCCUUCCCUUAGUGUGGAGAGUGGAGGCCAUCAUUCUACUGGGUGAGGAAUGGGCCCCCAUGGAUUGUUGGGCAUAGUGCUGUUGGCGGAGGCACUGCUGCCACCUUUGAUGACAUAACUUGAGGACAACCUGACUGUAAGGGCCAGCAGUUCCUCAGAAUCCCCCCCCUCCCGGGGGUGGCUGAGAGUGACCUGCAUUAUCUACGUGCAUACAUCCAUGUGCAUGGCUCAUGGCUGAUCUACUCUGCCCUCACAAGAUCUGGUUGGCUUCCGGUGAUAGGCUGGCCUGGAGCCUGGGAGCAGAGUUCUGGCCAGAGCUCACUGGGCAUGAGUGGAAUCUACUAGGACAAGUUGAUCUUUGUGUCUGGUCUUGGUGGAGCCUCCUGGAACCUCUCUGGUAGAUAGCAAUCUGGCUGCUUGAAGGUGCCAGGGCAGCUCUGGAUUUAGGCAGACACAAAGCAGCUUGGCUUGCUUGCAAGCAGCUAGGCAACCAGCAGCAAUGCCCUGGCUGUUCCAAGCCAUUUUCUCCCCAUAAAUUUGGCCAAAUGGGAUUAGGGAAGGAGAUAUUUCCAACUAGUACCAAUGUGGGUCCAGAAAGGCAGGGCUCUGAAUGGCCCUGUGUCCACUAUCUCCAGAACUCUGCUCUGUCAGAGAUGGCCAGUUCUGUGCUACUUUUCCAGGCAGGCUAACAGGUAUCCCUGGCCUGGCCUGAAGGAGCAGUAUUGAGCAGAGAUGGCUCCCACCCCACUGCCUUAGCCAGGAGCCCUGAGGUUGGUGUGAUAUUCAGGACCCAGCCAGCUUACAGCACUAGUGCCUGUCCAGAGGUGAAGCUGAGAGGAACCACUCCGUUGAGCUCUUAUAUCCAAAUAUUUGGAUCUUUAAUUCUAUUGGCUUUUAAACAUGAAUUUAGUAUAUAAGACUACAGUCAUCUAACUUUAGUAAUGAGGUUACAGUUCAUUCUUAAAAAAGGUGAAUACUUGCAAGUCAAAAGUACAGGGUGAGGUGGUGGUGGUAAUGUCACUAAGGUGCUGCUGCCCCCUGGUGCAGAAAGCCUAAGAACAGUCAGUGCAAAGCCCAAUAGAUUCCUGAUUUUUCCAACUUCUGCUUUCAGGGCCUAAUAAGUAAGUUGGUGCCUGAUAACCUGUCCUUGGAAACCUGAUUGGAAUUCAUAUUACAUUUUCCAGUUUGGUCUUUGUUUUUCUUUUUUGUUUUUCAGUUCUGGGGAUUGAAUUGGGCCUCUUAUAUGCUAGGAGUUUGUGCUUCCUGAGCUACACUCCCAGCCCCUCUGUCAGCAGUAUUUUCCAGGUUUUCUGCAGUGGCUUUGCAUAGUAAGCUCAUUAUUCUUUAGAGUGUGUAGUAUGUGAUAAUCUGCACCAGCAGCACAGAGGUCAGUGUGGACAAAUCCCAGGUUCAUAGGCCUGAAGUAGACAUUGCAUGGGGACAGACCCUAGAACC